This is a messenger RNA of Nycticebus coucang (slow loris), 1832 nucleotides long. It is a transcript of the gene CFAP73, whose product is annotated as cilia and flagella associated protein 73. The transcript has 8 exons. The record is from RefSeq and is a predicted model, not a curated record. Gene Ontology annotation, biological process: spermatid development. NCBI's taxonomy places the organism in Eukaryota, Metazoa, Chordata, Mammalia, Primates, Lorisidae. Bases 233 to 1330 code for a protein of 365 amino acids.
UGCGAACGGUUGCACGAACGUCACGGGCUGGCACUGCGGGGGAGGAAGCCAUCCUGGAGGGAGAGGGGAAGGCUUGCAGAUAACAACCACUCCAGCAAUGAUGAAAAGUCAUCUAUAAUUGUUGGAACACUUUCUGUGUCCCAGGCACUGUUCAAGGCGAUUUGUGAGGAUUAGCUCAUUUGUGUCCUCACAAUAACCCUCAGCGAUGGGCAUGCAGAAUUAGCCCCAUUCUAUGGAUGAAGAAACAGGUUCAGAGGGGUUCAAUAACUUGGCGGAGUCUCACAGCAACCAGGGCCUGCUUGGUGGCUGCCUUCUGCAAGUACUGAACACGCUUCUACACCACCCUCCAUCAGAAUCCCCAGAGCCUCCUAGUUUUGUGCAAAACUCUAGAAACUGCUGGAGAAUGGAGGUGCCUUGGGAGGAAUAUUUCCGACUGGCCUUGCGAGAGAAACUACCUACGAAGACACCAGAGCAGAAUGUAGACCACUUCCCACCAGUGCUGCGUCUCCUGGAGAAGAGGCAAGAGCUGGCAGAUGCAGACCAAGGCCUGAAGGCCCAGAGGGAGGUGUUCCACACCACGAUGGCAGCCCUGAAACAGCGCUGGGAACAGCUGGACCGGAAGGAGCAGGAGCUAAAAGAGUCCUUUGUUCGUUUUGACAAGUUCUUUCAGGACGCGGAGGCCCGGCGCCGCUGCGCGCUGCAGAGGGCGGCGGAGGAGCGGCACCGGGCGAGCCGCCAAGAGGCGGAGGCUCUGCGGCUACAGGCCCAGCUCGAGGAGCUGCGCCGGGAGCGUGCGCGGCUGCAACGCCACCUGCAGCGUCUGGAGCCCUGCGCGCGCCUGCUGCAGCAAGCCCUGGCGCAGCUGCCCCAAUUCCAGGAGGUCCCUGAGCUGGUGGAGCGCUUCGACAGCCUGGCGGACACCCGGGCGGCGCUGAGGAUAGCAGAGCGCGAGCGGGUGGCCGAGGUGGAAGCGGCGCGGGCUAGGCUGCAGCGGCUGAGGGACGCCUGGCAGGACGAGCUGCUUGCACUAGGUCAGCAGCGAGCGCAGCUGCGGGAGCGCCUGGAGGCAGCGCGGGAGCGCAAGCUGCAGUGGGAAUCCAAGUGGAUUCAGAUCCAGAACACAGCAGCUGAGAAGACUCUGCUUCUGGGUCGAGCUAGCAUGUCAGUGCUCCACCUGUUCCAGUUAGUGAGCCAGCAUCAGAAGCAGACACCCGCCCUGGAAAUUGAGGACACUGAGGGGCAGCUGGAGCAGGUGAAACUGUUCAUCCAGGACCUCUCUGCCAUGCUGGUCAGCCUGGGUCAGGCCAAGCCUGAGGCCCCAGCCUCCUAGCUAGCUGUGAUCCAGGUAAGCAACGGAAGAGAGGAGGUCCCACAUUUCUUAUGGGGUGGGGACUGAGUGGCUCUCCCUGAAUCUGUUUCCUCAUCAGAAAGAUAGUGAGGGGGAAAAAAAAAAAAGAUGGGAGGGCUGUGCCUGCACACAUUACUGUAGGGCUUACAUGAGGGGUACACAGCAGGCACUCAAUAAAUGCAGGGCCCGAUGAGGUGAUGGUUAGGACCAGUGGCUGAGGGGUCCACCCAGAGAAUCUAGCCGCUGGGGGCACCCUUGACCUCAGAACCCCAAACAGAGUGGGGAGCAAGAGGGCAUAGGGUGGACAGAGUCCACAACAAAAGACAGGACAGACCCUGACCUCUUGGUGUGUGGGCAGGGAUGGGAAGGGUAGUGCUAACCUCUUCACAGCCAGAGAGAAACAGCUGUGCUGUUAAGUCCCAGCCCUGCCUCCUACCUCAAGCAACUGGCUUGUGCUCUGAGCCUCCUUUUCCUCAUGUGCUAA